Pocillopora verrucosa is the source of this 2944-nucleotide messenger RNA. RefSeq names its product trimethylamine transporter. Gene Ontology annotation, biological process: nitrogen compound transport. Gene Ontology annotation, cellular component: plasma membrane. Lineage: Eukaryota; Metazoa; Cnidaria; Anthozoa; Scleractinia; Pocilloporidae. Gene Ontology annotation, molecular function: transmembrane transporter activity. The record is from RefSeq and is a predicted model, not a curated record.
CCUUAUAGAACAUUCCUGACAGCGAAAGAGGCACGCAGUUUGCUGGUAAACUCUUCGCAAACAUGGAUCCCGCGGUAUCUGAGGAACAUUUGAAAAAAUGUCGCUGGAUCAAGGUUAAUUGGGCUUGGACCAAAAUCGGCAACAUAAACCUUGGAAUCUUCUUGAGGUUCAACCCAGUAGUGAGUAUUUUGUCGUCCCUUAUAAUAUGGGGCUUCGUUAUUUGGUGCAUUGUCGAGCCAGACGCGGCGAACUUAGAGAUGGGAAGAUGGAAGAUCUGGAUCACGGAGAAAUUCACUUGGAUGUACAUCGGAACUCAGGACAUUUGGGCUGUGAUCAUCAUUAUGCUGUACUUCUCUAAGUUCGCCAACAUGAAGCUGGGAAGAGAUGACGAAGAGCCCGAGUUCAGUGACGCAUCCUACUUUACAAUGUUGUUUGCGGCUGGUAUCGGAAUUGGCUUAUUCUUCUUUGGAGUUGCUGAGCCAAUAUAUCAUUAUGUCCCAGGGGUGGAUGGAAAUCGUUAUUACAAGAGGUACACAGACAACCAACAGGCACAAGAUGCGAUGAACCUGACGUUCUUUCACUGGGGAAUCCAUGGAUGGAUUGUGUAUGUGGUUGUCGGUCUGCUUUUGGCUUUCGUGUGCUACAGGCAAGGCCUCCCCAUGACCAUCCGCUCCUGCUUCUACCCACUGAUCGGAGACAAGGUAUACGGAUGGAUGGGCGAUGUCAUCGACAUCCUUUCCGUCGUGGGUACUAUGUUUGGUGUUUGUACAAGUCUGGGCUUAGGUGCCAUGCAACUUAACACUGGCAUCAAUCGUAUCAACGAAGACAUCGCAUUGUCAUCUAUCAACCAGAUCAUAAUAAUUUGGUGUGUCACUGCUUGCGCUACCGUGUCGGUGAUCACCGGUCUGAAGCUUGGAAUCAGGCGACUGAGUGAGCUCUGCUUCGCCAUCGGCAUGCUCCUCAUGCUUGUUGUCUUCUUUUACGAUGACACAUGGUACCUCCUGAACUUGUACGUGCAGAGUACCGGCUACUACUUUCAGUGGAUAAUACAGCUGGGCUUUCACACGGAUGCUUUCGCACAAAUGGGAAAUUCCCAGGAUAAGAGGGAAGUUGUCUCGUGGAUGAACGACUGGACCAUCUUCUACUGGGGAUGGUGGAUCGCCUGGAGUCCUUUCGUGGGAAUGUUUAUCGCCAAAAUCUCCCGAGGACGUACGAUCAAGCAGUUUAUCAAUGCUACCAUGACAGCGCCCAUCCUGUACUCAUUCUUGUGGCUGACGAUCUUCGGCGGAGCUGGAAUUAGGAUGGAACGAAGAGCUUUUCACGCGAACAUCAGCUGCACGUCCGCUCUGGGGGGUAAAGGGUCUACUGAAUCCGACAAUGGCCUCUUCCGUCUGUCCUGCCGCACAACUGAUGAGAUGUGGUUUGAUUUGAUGGAACAGUAUGGUGACAUUGGCCCAGUGUUGUCCAUAGUUUCUCUGGCUGGCAUCAUCCUUUAUUUCGUGACGAGUUCUGACAGUGGAUCUCUAGUUAUUGACUGUCUCUCUGCAAAUGGUGAUCCGGAUCCCCCAAUCAUUCAGCGUAUCUUCUGGGCUCUUACUGAGGGCGCUACAGCCACAGCCCUCCUGUACGCAGGGGGUACGAAAGCUCUAACAGCAUUGCAGACCGUUUCCAUAGCAGCCGGUGUCCCCUAUACCAUACUGCUGUGUUUCAUGUGCAUUGCCUUAUGGCGCGCUGUCCAAAUCGAAGGUGGAGCCCUGGAUCCCAAUGGCCCAGAAUUUUCUGUCGACCUUCUAGAGGUGUUCAGUAGCCCCACACUCGAGAUGAUCAAAAGCACCAUCAUCGCCAUAUUUUUUCCGUGGUUCCCAAUGGGGCGUGCUGCACACAGGCUGAACGACUGCAAGGGAAGUCCAGUGCCAUACAUGUUGUCCUUGGCUAUUCCGUUCUACUUGUGGGUCCUUGGCAUGGCCCUCGAACCAGCCGUCGAGGGGAUCAGUUACCUUGCCUGGGCAGUGUUAUUUGCAUUUUUCGCGUAUGGCUCUGGAAUCCGCCUGGGCAUACGAGAGAGGUAUGGAAUCAACGGCAACAUGGUGGAGGACUUCUUUGCUGUGAUGCUGUUGUACCCUUUUGCAGCUUACCAAAUGGAUUACCACAUGAGCAAUCCACCCAUGCAAUUGGGAGAAAAUGGCUUGGAAAAAUAUGGCCGCGAAAAAGGUGCUGCAUACGAGAACCAGGGAGCUGACGUUCCGUUAGAGAAAGUGGACACUGCUUUUUAAAGAAUUGCACAUUUUUCAUGUUUUUGUGUUUGAGAACAAUGAAUGACUUAUUGACUUUAGACUUACUUAGGUUUGCGUCGUAGAAAGUCCACAUAUGUGUUCUAAAACAGGAUUUAAUGCACAAUUAACUGCCAACGAUUUUGAGGUAUAACCUAAAUUUUUUUCUCGUGAAUGUAAAGAGCGAAUAUUUUUAUAAACGGCUACAAACUUGCCAAAGCAUGGGUUGUUACGUGUGGACAAGAGCUCCUCUUUCCACUCUUAUUCUUUGUCUUCGCGCUCCUUCGAGACUUUUCAUGCGAUUGUGGGACUAUCGUAACAAAUACUGAAGGGGUUUUUGAAGGAGUGUUGUAAGGAUACUGCAUUUUUAGCUUUUUCAAUCGUAACCGAGUUGGUAAGCGAGUGUGGGACAUUUGCCUUCUGGAACUAUGACUUUUAAAAUGGUCAAAAUAGUUUGAUUCAAACAAAAAAUGGUUCUGUGAAAGUUAAAUGGACCCUAAAAUGAGUGAUGCUCUUUAUUGUGAAUGAGUGUAAGCAAAUAUUAUGACCCAGUAGCGAUAUACAUUUUUUGUUUUGUUUUGUUUUUUUUUUCAGAGACUCUUCACAAUAUUUUUUCUGGUAUGAUGGUAGUUUUCGUGUAGAAACCAUGCUUAAUAAAAUGCUUUGUUAUGGCA